UAUGACAUGGGAAGUUUUGAACCCGACGUUUUAUUCCUUGUUCGCCAGCGCAGUUGUAAUAAUGCAGCUCCGUUUGCGUCAUGCAUUAGUAAAGCUGCUGCCCACCUGCAGCGUCUUCGAGACAGACUGUUACAAUACGCUGAUGGACUCUAUGUGAAAUCGCCAGUGAUUAUAGAGACAAGUGAUGAAGGGAAAAAAGUAUCCGCAGGUGGUUUUUUGUCUCUGGAGAGUUUCAGUAUGGCCAGUUGUAGCUCUACUAGAAUGUAUCAUUCGAGACUAGAGGUGUGUGGAAUAUCAACUGGGACAGGUCAAACACAUAACGCGAUGGUUGACAAAGGGUCGGUCUUGGACACGACGAUCCUGCCAGAAUUAGAUUUUGAUGAGAUAAAAGAUUUGUUGGUACGAUUAGACGAUGAUAGGCGUGUUACAGAAGAAAAAUUGGUAGAAGAGCGACAUCGAUGUAAAGAACUGAAGGAUAAGGUUGGUAAACUACAACAGAAACGGUUGCAAGAUCUACCAGAAUCUGUACAGCAAGAACACGAGGCAUGUGCUAUGGAUAUCGCUGAGUUGCAAUGGCACCUAUCCUAUCAGGGUAGAGUACAAAGCAGGAGGCAAUCAGCUGCUAAAGUUGCUGCCAACCAAAAUCAGAAGAUGAAAGAAGAUGUUUAUUUUUUACGAGAACAAUGUCCACAACUGGAGAGGAAAGUAAUCAGAGAGGAAGAAGCAGUGGGAAACAUUAAACAUGAACUGAAUGAGACUUUAGAUUGUUUGAAUCAAGCACAGAAGCUAUUGUUAGAGACAGAAGACAAAAAGGCGGAGGCUUAUGGUCGAGCUAAUCAGGAAAGAAUGCACAUUGAACGUAAUCUCAAUAGAGUACGAAGCAACUUGAAAGACAUUACUGAAGAGUUGCAAGACGUUUUGAGCAAGAAAAGUAGUAAUGCUCAUGAGAUCAAUGAUGCUCACAUGAAGUUGAUUCAGGACAAAGGAACAUGCAAAACGUUUGAUGAAUGGUGUGAAAACUGCUUGCAAGCUACCAGUGCAGCAAAGGAGAGAAUUAAUGAUCUUAAGGUUGUGUUAUCGCAGCUGGCAGAUGAACAAGCUCAACUUGUGGCAAAGAACGAUGGUCUUGUGAGCAAGAUGGAGACUGAGCGUGAAACGUUGAAUGGUGAACAGGCAGAGUACGAAGGCCGAGUUCAAGAGGUCAAAACCAAAUUGAAGAAAACCAAAGCUAAAAAUGAGCAACUGAAUGAUGAAAUUCACAUGAUGAAGCAAGACAUUGUGACCUGUCAUGGAAAUGCCAUUCGUGACAGAAAAACAAGCAAGCGUUGUGAGCGAGACUUACAAACAUUGGAAGAGCAGCUAAAAGUGUCAGUUGAGGAGUAUCAAGUUGCUGAAACAAAUCACAGUCAGAAGCUAGCAGACAUGUGUCAGCUUGAAUUUACUGUACAAGAAACUGAAAAUGCACUGCAAGUCACAUUGGACACAUUGCGGCAUCAAUUUAAAGAGGAAUCUCACGCUAAGACAUUACUACGAGUUCGAAUCAAAGCUGAUAGUAGUGAAGCAACUGAAUUCAAAGUCAGCUCUACAAAGAGGCUUGAAAUUACUUCUGAAAAGGCCAGAACUUUUGAAAAGCAAAAUACAACCCUCAGCACUGAAAUUGGAAAACUGAUGGCUGUAGCUAUGGAUAAGCAACAGACAGUAGACAAAUUGACGACUGAACUGAGUGAUAUACAGCAGAAACAUAACGAAACUACUCAGCAGCUUGGGAAGAGGAAAGAUGAACUUGUACCUGUGGAAAUGGAACUGAAGGAGGAAGUAAACAGAUAUCGUAAGGAAUCAGAUGAGGUUGAUUGGAAGACAGAUAUGAUUCAAAGAAAGUUGGAGGAUUUAGCUGCGUCAACUAAAGUAGUGGAACGGUUGGAGACAGAGGUGAGUGGUGUACUGGAAACAUUACAGUAUGAAUUGGAUGAUAAAAAUGCUAUUAUUCAAGCAGCAAGACAAGAAGAAAUUGAUCUACAAGAAGAACUCAAAGAGAUCCAAGACUAUUAUCAUGAUGUCAUCAAAAGACAUCAGAAGUACGUGACCGAAAGGAAGAAUCUUACUUUGUGUCUCAAGGGUAGGAUGGAGAAGACAAUACAUGAGAAUGAGCUGUUGGCUGCCGAGUAUAAGAGACAACAAAUUUAUCAUAUGAAAACAAAAGCAAAGGUAAUGGAUUCUUUGGAAAGAAAGCUUGCACUGGAACGCAGUUUACAAGAUCACAAAAGUUUGUUAAGCCUUCAAGAGCGAAUGCAGUCAAUUUUAGACGAGUAUCAUCAGAUUCGUUCUAUUUGCAACGAAAACUGUUACUUUGAAUGCGGUGCAAAAUCAAGUCAGAAUGUCAGAAGACUUGAAUCAGUGGAGAAGAGGUUUGCUCAAGCGUUAGAAAGCAUCAGACGCUUCUUACGACGAGAGAGAAUGUUUGCAUUGUCAUCAGGCCAACAAAUUUGUCAGUUUGCACCGCCAUUGUCUUCGUCGUCAUUACUAGUGCAGGAUGACUUUGAGUCAGAGACACAUAGAAGCAGCAGAAGUCAUCGUGAAGAGGCAACUAAAAGUGCUACAAUGGGCAAUAGUGCUACUACAUCUUCAGCUAUUACGUAUACCCUGGUGCCAAAUUAUGUAGGAUGACUUUGAGUCAGUGACACAUAAAAGCAGCAGAAGUCAUCGUGAAGAGGCAACUAAAAGUGCUACUACAUUCCAUCCUUAGCUGGUGCCAUAUUACGUUUGAUGCUGUAGGUGCACCUAGUAUGUAUAUAAUGCACAACAAUUUGCCACUUUCGAUUUGUAAAGGCAAUAUGAUGUAUUUACCACUGUA
Corticium candelabrum is the source of this 2851-nucleotide messenger RNA. Its product is annotated as coiled-coil domain-containing protein 178-like. Lineage: Eukaryota; Metazoa; Porifera; Homoscleromorpha; Homosclerophorida; Plakinidae. The record is from RefSeq and is a predicted model, not a curated record. Bases 7 to 2664 code for a protein of 885 amino acids. The transcript has 24 exons.